AUGGAAGAAAACAUCGCAAUUGCUGAAUCCAUCAUCACCAAAUGGGAUCCAAACUCUUCCUCAUACAUCAAAAUCACUUUUCUGUUCCAGCAUAGCAGAAAAGAAGCCAAAGAGUUCCUCAAAUCCGUAAACUACUUGCGUAGUGCUAUGCAUGUUUUAGCUGAUGGAAACUUAUCCAGCAAGCUUGUACUUGCUCAAAAUCUAAUGCAAACAGCGAUGAAAAGGCUUGAAAAAGAGUUUUACCAGAUAUUGUCUGCAAACCGGGAUCACCUUGACCCAGAAUCGGUUUCAAGUCGAUCCUCAGGAUCAGCCAAAUUUUAUAAUGCAGACGAGGCUGGAUCAGAAGACGAGAUGGAAAUUAUUGGUGAGUCAAUCAGAGAGGUUGAGAGAGCCUCAUCAUUUGCCAUGUCAGACCUGAAGUCAAUAGCUGAUUGUAUGAUCAGUUCUGGCUAUGGUAUAGAGUGUGUGAAGAUAUACAAAAUUAUCCGGAAGUCAAUAGUGGAUGGAGGAUUGUUUCGCCUUGGAAUCCAACAGUUCAAAUCUCCACAAGUUCAUAAAAUGGAUUCGGAAGGACUAGAAAGCAUACUCAGGAACUGGAUGGAUGCUGUAAAGAUUGCUGUGAAAGCACUAUUUCGUGGAGAAAAAUAUCUCUGCGAUCAUGUGUUUUCAGCAUCUGAGAAUAUCAAAGAGUCAUGCUUCUAUGAGAUAACCAAAGAAGGAGCCACCACCCUAUUCAGAUUUCCUGAACUCAUUGUGAAGAACAAGAAAGGCCCAGAAAGAAUUUUCUGGCAACUGGAAAUCUAUGAAGCAGUCUCUGAUCUUUGGCCGGAGAUUGAAUCUAUAUUCGACUCUGAAUCAACCCAAGCUAUAAAGCUACAAGCUCUUUCAUCAUGGCUCAAACUUUCAGAUUCUGUUCGGACCAUUCUUUCCGACUUCGAAUCAACAAUUCAAAAGGACUCAUCAAAGAUUCUAGUUUUCGGAGGUGGGAUUCACCCACUGACCCAAUCAGUGAUGAACUAUGUAUCUUCACUAGCAGAUUACUAUGGAGUUCUCUCUGAUAUCCUUGCUGACCAUCCACCACCAGGGAAUUCAUCAUUUCAAGAAUUCAAAAGCGUAGUGUCAGAUGACUGUUCAACACCAGAAGUGUCAGUCCACCUAGCUUGGCUCAUUUUAGUCCUUUUGUGCAAGCUUGACAUCAAAGCUGAGAUUUAUAAAGACGUGUCAUUGUCAUAUCUCUUCCUUGUCAACAAUCUUCACUUCAUUGUUGAGAAGGUGAACAACACACCCAACCUGAAACUCCUCCUCGGUGAAGAUUGGGUAUCUGAACACAUGAAGAAGGUUAAACUGUAUGCUUCAAACUACGAAACCACAGCUUGGACAAAGGUGUUAUCAUCAUUACCAGAGAGGUCAGCAGACAAAUCUCCUGAAAUGGCAAAGGAGUGUUUUAGGAAGUUCAACACUGAGUUUGAAGAGGCAUAUAGGAAACAGACAUCCUGGAUUGUAGAGGAUAGGAAGUUGAGGGAUAACUUGAAGGUGUCAAUUUCACAGAAACUAGUACCAACCUAUCAAGAAUUUUUCGACACAUACAUGGUGAUGCUAAGUGGGGAGAAAAAUAUGGAGUUGUUGGUAAGAAUUUCACCAAAUGACUUGGGGAAUUACUUGUCUGAUUUGUUCCACGGGACUUCCGCGUCAGUUACUUCUACAACUUCAUCUUCAUUGGUGCCUUCUCAGAGAUGCUUCCCCAUCUAA
This is a messenger RNA of Prunus armeniaca (apricot), 1749 nucleotides long. The record is from the annotation of a GenBank genome assembly. NCBI's taxonomy places the organism in Eukaryota, Viridiplantae, Streptophyta, Magnoliopsida, Rosales, Rosaceae.